Messenger RNA from Closterium sp. NIES-65, 4584 nucleotides. NCBI's taxonomy places the organism in Eukaryota, Viridiplantae, Streptophyta, Zygnematophyceae, Desmidiales, Closteriaceae. The record is from the annotation of a GenBank genome assembly.
AUGGCCAACAGGGCGCGAGCCACGUCGAUCAACCAUCUGCCAGACGAGCUUCUUUCCAGAAUUAUCUCGCUCGCGACGACUGCCGCCACCUCCGCAAAAUCGACAGCAGAACUUGACGCCGCGAAUGAAACCGGCAAGACUAGCGUGCCCAACUUCACGGAUGCCCCCGAUUUUAGCAACCUCGCUGUCGUUUGCAAGCGAUGGAUGCUCCUGAUGACGAUCCUCCGCGUCCGCGGCGGCUUUAAGUCAAAGCAUUCCGAACUCCGCGGUCCCGAGCUGCGCGCCAUGACGCUUUCCGCUCCCGCCAUCUCCGCGCCGGCGCUCUUCCGCGCGCUGGCGCUCGCGCCGAGAGUCACGGCGCUUUCUCUGGAGGCGAACGCCGUCGAUUUCUACGACGACGAGUUCCUGUCUCGCCUGCUCUCCGCGCGCCCCCAGCUCGCCCGCCUCAGCAUCGCCCCUCCCCGCUUCACCGGAACCCCGCACUUUCGAAUCGGCACGAAAGCUGUCGAGAAUUUCUUCCGCCUCGCGUCGUCGCGCCUGCAAGAGCUCUCGCUGCGCGAAUGCCUCGGCCACACGACGAAGCUCCUUGCUUCCGUCGCGUCGCUGUCGUCGCUGCGCGUGUUCCGCCUCCACUCCAAGGUUCUCCGCUCGCUGCCCGACGAGAUGUGCCGGCUGUCUGCCCUGCAGGAACUUUAUCUAAGCUGCCCGUUGCUGCAGCAGCUGCCCGAAAAUUUUGGCCGGCUAAAGAGCCUGGAGCACCUUUCGUUUACAGACUGCACAGAAAUGCGGCGCCUGCCAGACUCGCUCGGCGAUCUCGCCUCGCUCACCUCUCUCCACGUCGACGGCUCGUGGCAGGUCGAUCGCUUCCCGCCUCGCGUCGGCGCGCUGCAGCAGAUGCGGCGACUGGAGCUGCGAAACUUCACUGGCGCGUCGUUACCAGACGCAUGCGAGAAAUGGGCGAAACUCGAAAACGUAACUCUGGAUUCGUGCGCCGACAUGGGCGCUUUCCAGCUCGCGUCCGUACACUCCCUCACACAUCUCACCAUCAGUGCCUGCUAUAGGCUCCAGUCGCUCACACCCAACCUGCCCUUCGCGUCGGCAUUGCGCCAUCUAACAAUCGGCGUUAGUGUCUUUCCCGGCGUAUCCCUCGAGUCGCUAAGCAAUCUCGUAUGUUUGGAGCGGCUCGAGGUGUCAAGCGUCGACCCGACGGAGCGCUUUCCCGAGGCGCUCUUCGCUCUGCCGUCGCUGGCGUACGUGAAAGCGGGGUACGUGUCGUGGGUGGAAGCAGACCACGUGGCGGCCUGGGAGGAGGCGAGGGAGCUCGCCGCGCUCUUCGCGUACCCAGCACCGUAUCAUCCCACUGCCGCCGCCGCCGCCGCCGCCGCCGCCGCAGCAGCCGCAGCCACACCAGCCGCCACCGCAGCAGCAGCAGCAGCAGCAGCAGCAGCAGCAGGUGGUGGAGAGACGGGCUCCGUUUCGCCGCUGGGCCCGUCUCUGAAGCAUCUGAGCAUGCGCUUCGGCAACCUGUUGUACGGCCGGAGUGGCGACAGGCUCUCCGCGCGCCUGUGCUCGCUGCUCUCCCUCACGCACCUCUCCAUCGACUGUCUCUCCUCCUCGUCCCUCCUCCCCUCCGACCUCGGUCAUCUCACCAACCUGCGCUCGCUCUCCCUCCGCGGCACCUGGCUCUGCCUGCCGAACUCGCUCUCCCGCCUCGCCCCGUGCCUGCAAUCCCUGAAACUUAACUACAGCGGCGACAACUACGCGGAUACCUUCCGCCGGGACCUCCCGUCCUGUCUCGCGCGUCUCACCUCCCUCACGCACCUCCACCUCUGCAACAUGCACGUCCCAUCCCCCCCGCCUGCCUUUGCGCGCCUGCGCGCCCUCCGCACGUUGCGCAUAGAGUACGACAGCGGUGGCCCCACGCACGUGUCGCUUCCACAAAACCUCGGCCAGCUGGCAGCGUUGGAGUGGCUGGAGCUGAAGGACUGCUCCGUGGGAGCUGCGCUUCCGCAGUCAUUCUGUGACCUCAGCGCCCUGCGGCGUCUCCACCUCAGUAGUGACUCCUUGAAGCGCUUUCCCAAGGAGAUCUCUAAGCUGUCUCGCCUGGAAGAGCUCUCUCUUGGCUGGUGCAUGAACCUGGAAACCCUGUCCCCUGGGUUUGGCCGCCUGGGAUCACUGAAGAAGUUGAGCAUUCGCAGUGGGCGGAAUGACUAUCUGCCUGAAACCCUUAGCGGCUUAUCAUCCCUAGAGGAGCUCUCCUUGAGUGAUUGCUCUCACAGUUUCCGCCUGCCUCCCUCCUUCUGCCUCCUCCCUCGCCUGCUCUCGCUUACUCUCACCAGCUGCAACGAUCUCACCACCCUGCCGUCCAACUUCGGCUCGCUAUGCUCCCUGCAGCGCCUCUCUGUCGACUCGUGCAAGAAGUUCCACCAUCUGCCCGAUUCCUUUUCCGCCCUUUCCUCCCUCACCUUUCUCACCAUCUCCAAGUGCCCGGUAUUUUCCUCCCUCCCUGAGACAUUUGGGUUGCUGCCCCGCCUAACCCGCCUCCGAAUUGUCGAAUGCGACUCAUUCACGCACCUUCCUGGCUCCUUCUCUUCCCUGCCUGCGCUCCGAGAGGCGUGCUUCAGCCUCUGCAAGCAGCUGCACUCCCUCCCGCCCACCCUUGGCAAGCUGCCGCGCUUAGAAGUGCUUCAGUUGAGGGAGUGUGAGGCGCUCAAGUCACUGCCGGGGUCGCUCAGGCAGGCGAGGGCGCUGAGGCAUGUGGAUGUGUAUGGCAGUGGGGUGUCCGAGAAAGGGGUGGUGGAGAUUACGCUUUCCGCCCCCGCGGUCUCCGCGCCGGCGCUCUUCCGCGCGCUGACGCUCGCGCCGAGCGUCACGGCGCUUUCUCUGGAGGCGAACGCCGUCGAUUUCUACGACGACGAGUUCCUGUCUCGCCUGCUCUCCGCGCGCCCUCAGCUCGCCCGCCUCAGCAUCGCCCCUCCCCGCUUCACCGGAGCGCCCCACUUUCGAAUCGGCACGAAAGCUGUCGAGAAUUUCUUCCGCCUCGCGUCGUCGCGCCUGCAAGAGCUCUCGCUGCGCGAAUGCUUCGGCCACACGACGAAGCUUCCUGCUUCAGUCGCGUCGCUGUCGUCGCUGCGCGUGUUCCGCCUGUGCUCCAAGGUUCUCCGCUCGCUGCCCGACGAAAUGUGUCGGCUGUCUUCCUUGCAAGAACUUUACCUGAGCUGCCCGUUGCUGCAGCAGCUGCCCGAGAAUUUCGGUCGGCUAACGAGGCUGGAGCACCUCUCGUUUACAGGCUGCAAGGAAAUGCGGCGAUUGCCUGACUCGCUCGGCGAUCUCGCCUCGCUCACCUCUCUCCACGUCGACGGCUCGUGGCAGGUCGAUCGCUUCCCGCCUCGCGUCGGCGCGCUGCAGCAGAUGCGGCGACUGGAGCUGCGAAACUUCAACCGCGCCUUCUGCGGGGAGCUGCCACCCAUACUGCCCUUCGCGACAGCAUUGCGCCAACUAAAGAUCAACUAUGUCAGCUCCAACGUAUCCCUCGAGCCGCUAAGUCAGCUCAUAUCUCUGGAGCGGCUGGAGUUGGCAAGCUACAACCACGAGGAGCGCGUUCCCGAGGCGAUCUUCACGCUGCCGUUGCUGGCGUACGUGAAUAUGCGCUACUUCGUGUGGGUGGAACCUCAUGACGUGACGGCGGUGGAGAACACGACGGGGUACGUCGCACGGAAUCAUCCCGCUGCUGCCGCCGCAGACGCAGACUCAGACGCAGACGCAGCAGCAUCAGCAGCCGCAGCAGGGCACCACUCGGCACUCAGCCCGUCGCUGAAGCAUCUCACCAUGUACUUGGGCAGCCUGGGGUACGGCAGGAGAAGCAUCACGCUGUCCGCGCGUCUGUGCUCGCUGCUCUCCCUCACGCACCUCUCCAUCGACAGACUCUCCUCGUCCCUCAUACUCCCCUCGGAUCUAGGCCAUCUCACCAACCUGCGCUCUCUCUCCCUCUACACUACUACAGUGGCGGCAAGAGCUCGAAUGCAUUUCAGCGCGCGUUCCCUUCCUUUCUCACACCUCCGCCUCCACAACAUGCACCUUCCCUCCUCCCUGCCUGGCGUUGCGCGCCUACUCGCCCACCGCACGCUACACAUAGAGUACGACUGGCACCACUGCAGCCACGUGUCGCUUCCAGAAGAUCUGGGCCAGCUGGCAGCCUUGGAGUGGCUGGAGCUGAGAGGCUGCUCUUUGAGCGAUGGGCUUCCGCGAACUCUCUGUGACCUGACCUCCCUGCGCCGCCUGUUCAUUGGUAGCAAAGCCCUAAAGCAGGUGCCCACAGAGAUUUGUCAGUUGUCGCGCCUGGAAGAGCUCACUCUUGACUUGUGCGACAGCCUGGAAGCCCUACCUCCGGGGUUUGGCUGCCUGAGAUCACUGAAGAAGCUGCAUAUUCGUGGUGGGUUGAGAUAUCCUCUGCCUGACACUCUGGGAGGCUUCUCCUCGCUUGAGGAGGUCUCUUUUGGCUCGCUGUUCUCACGGUUUCAGCCUGCCUCCCUCCUUCUGCCUCCUCCCUCGUCUGCACACGCUUACUCUUACCCACUGCGAUGA